Myotis lucifugus (little brown bat) is the source of this 2350-nucleotide messenger RNA. RefSeq names its product ankyrin repeat and sterile alpha motif domain containing 1A (gene ANKS1A). The record is from RefSeq and is a predicted model, not a curated record. Lineage: Eukaryota; Metazoa; Chordata; Mammalia; Chiroptera; Vespertilionidae. The annotation marks the transcript as partial. Gene Ontology annotation, molecular function: protein binding. The transcript has 14 exons. Gene Ontology annotation, cellular component: cytosol.
CCGGCCGGUUUUGGGGGGGUGCGUUGCCCGGAGACGGAAAGUUUGGGAGCCAGAGCCGGCUCGGCUGCGGCCCCGGGAGGGGGUCCAGGGGGCGGUGGCCCUGGGGAUGGGGAAGGAGCAGGAGCUGCUGGAGGCGGCCCGCACCGGGCACCUCCCGGCCGUGGAGAAGCUGCUGUCCGGGAAGCGGCUCUCCUCCGGCUUCGGGGGCGGCGGCGGCGGCAGCGGCGGCGGCUCCGGUGGCGGCGGCGGCGGCGGCGGCCUCGGGUCCUCGAGCCAUCCCCUCUCCAGCCUGCUCAGCAUCUGGAGAGGGCCCAACGUGAACUGUGUAGACAGUACGGGGUACACCCCCCUGCACCACGCUGCUCUGAAUGGCCACAGGGAUGUGGUCGAGGUCCUUCUGAGGAACGACGCGCUGACCAACGUGGCCGACUCCAAAGGCUGUUACCCUCUGCACUUGGCAGCCUGGAAAGGAGACGCCCAGAUCGUGCGGUUGCUCAUCCAUCAAGGGCCCUCUCACACCAGAGUCAAUGAGCAGAAUGCUCUUGAGAUCAAAGAACUCAAAAAGCACGGCCCCUUUGACCCUUAUAUCAAUGCCAAGAACAAUGACAACGAGACGGCCCUGCAUUGCGCAGCGCAGUACGGCCACACGGAGGUGGUGAAGGUCCUCCUGGAGGAGCUCACGGACCCCACGAUGCGCAACAACAAGUUCGAGACCCCCCUGGACCUGGCCGCGCUCUACGGGCGGCUGGAGGUGGUGAAGAUGCUCCUCAACGCGCACCCCAACCUCCUGAGCUGCAACACUAAGAAGCAUACCCCCCUGCACCUGGCGGCCAGGAACGGCCACAGGGCCGUGGUCCAGGUGCUCCUGGACGCGGGCAUGGACAGCAACUACCAGACGGAGAAGGGCAGUGCUUUGCAUGAGGCCGCUUUGUUUGGCAAGACCGAUGUGGUGCACAUCCUGCUGGCCGCAGGAAUUGAUGUCAACAUAAAAGAUCACCGAGGACUGACCGCCCUGGACACGGUCCGGGAACUGCCUUCUCAGAAGAGCCAGCACAUAGCAGCGCUCAUUGAAGAUCACAUGACUGGAAAAAGAAGUGCAAAAGAGGCAGAGAAAACUCCCACACCCCAGCCACCUCUCAUCUCCAAUGCGGACUCCAUAUCCCAGAAGUCUCAGGGUGACGUGGAGAAAGCAGUGACUGAACUGAUCAUCGAUUUUGACACAAGCACUGAAGAGGAAGGCCCCUACGAGGCGCUGUACAACGCCGUUUCCUGCCACUCGCUGGACAGCAUGGCCAGCGGGCGGUCGUCCGACCGGGACUCCGUGAACAAGGAGGCUGAGGCCGCGGGAGUGAAGGCUGCUGGAGUGAGGCCUAGGGAACGGCCACCGCCUCCCGCAAAGCCCCCGCCGGACGAGGAGGAGGAAGACCCCACGGACAAGAAGCUUUUUCCCCUGCCGGCUUCUGAGGUCUUGGCCAUGCGAGCCCGGGUUCAGGAGAGCACAGCCAGGGAGGAGGAGGAGGAGCAUCCGUAUGAGCUGCUGUUAAGGGCGGAAACAAAGAAGCUGCCAGCAGUGGACGGAAAAACAAAAGACCACAGGCGGAGCAGCAGCGGCCAGAGCCAGGACUCGGCGGAGGGGCAGAACGGGCAGGUCCCCGAGCAGUUCUCCGGGCUCCUCCACGGCUCCUCCCCGGUGUACGAGGCGGGGCAGGACGCUUUCCAGCUGCUCUCUGCCCCCGGCCAGAGCCUUCCAGAAGGGUCCCCCGCGCAGGGCACCUGCCACGAGGCCAGCAUGCAGCUGGAGGAGGCGGGCGUGCGCGCUCCUGGAGGCUCCCCGCCCGGCGGCCUGGACCAGAGUCAGAGAGGGGGCUACCCAGCCGGCCUGCCCACCGCCAACAGCCUACCGCACCCCGAAACUCUGACUCACACAGCAUCUCCACACCCCGGUGGUGCCGAGGAGGGAGACCAGAGCGGGGCCAGAAGCCGAGUCCUUCCCACCAGCAAACCCAAAGUUGAACUCAAGCUCAGCCGCAGCUUGUCCAAGUCCGACUCCGACCUCCUGACCUGCUCGCCCACGGAGGACGCGGCCAUGGGGAGCCGCAGCGAGUCCCUGUCCAACUGCAGCGUUGGGAAGAAGAGGCUGGAGAAGUCGCCGUCCUUCGCCUCGGAGUGGGAUGAGAUUGAGAAGAUCAUGAGCUCCAUCGGAGAAGGGAUUGACUUUUCUCAGGAGCAGCAGAAGGUCUCAGGUUCGCGGGCGCUGGAGCAGAGCGUCGGGGCGUGGCUGGCGGCGCUGGGCCUGCAGCAGUACGAGAGCAGGUUGCUUCUGAACGGCUUUGACGAUGUCCGCUUCCUG